Hymenoscyphus albidus is the source of this 1724-nucleotide messenger RNA. Lineage: Eukaryota; Fungi; Ascomycota; Leotiomycetes; Helotiales; Helotiaceae. The record is from the annotation of a GenBank genome assembly.
AUGUUUGAUGGUCAAGGUGACUAUUUCCCUACUCAACCGAGCAAACAGAAAACACCGUGUAUUAACAUACCCAUACAGGAGCCUCCAAUGUGGCCAUGUUGGUUCUGAACAAAACGGACCAGAACCAUUGCCACAGCAUAAUGAAUUCAACCCCGCCGGAAUAUGAGAUCUGUGAGGACUAUAACUUAGAUCUUAUUGGAGCAUUUGGCGAUGAGAUCUGGUCGCCCAACUCUCCUGUUAUUACGCUGUCCGACCAGGCCAUCUUCAAUUUUUUCUGCUCUCGGACCAAAAUACAAGCAAUACCAACAUCUAGAAUCGAUCGAGUAGAUUUGUUACUUAACAAUGUCAAGUCAGUCAUGGUUGAAAAGGAAGAAGGCUUUCUAAGAAGACGAGUCGAAAAACUCUUGUCUCCGAUCGACCAAGAGGCUUUUUUGGAAUGCCUGAGUUUCUUUAUCUACUUCUUUUCGAACGGUCUACAUGUGAAUGAACGGCAGGAUCCUAGACGCUCCACUGAUAUCAUUGAACAUGUUGUUUAUCAACCCAAACAUGCCAUACGACAGAUUCUUGCGCUUAAAGACCCCACACUUCUCGCGUUCAUGCAUUCGAUCCUUACGACCGCGGGGAACACUGGCAACCUUGCUGCGGGAAGAGCAUUACUUGAAGCCGAUACUGAUCGAGUUCUCUUUCAUGGACGAUUAGCGCAUCUACUAUAUACUGCUGUGAAAUUCCAGCACAUCGAUAUUCUCAAGAAACUUAUUCAGGAACGUGCAGAUGUUAAUGUUUCAGUUGGCACUAAAGAGAGACCAAAAACUAUCCUUUCUGUGGUCAGAAACAUUGAGUGUUUCGAUCUUCUCAACGCAGCUGGCGUACGUCUCGACGACCAAACCACCUUCGAAGAAGCGACUUUUGGGAGACCUGUGACUCCGAUUCAUGAUGCAAUUUGUCGCAAUGAUACACCCCUCGCUCAACGUUUCCUUGAAGCCGGCGCGAGCGUUCAUUUUCUCGAUGAAGAAUCUGGUAAUACAUACUUUGAUGUUCAUCAUAUGCUUCAUAGGGCUAUUCGGACUGAUAAUGGUUCAAUGAUCAAAUCGUUGCUCGAAGCCGGAGCUCUAUUUCAGGGCAAAGUUUUGAUUGCACAGUAUCCUGUUUCGUACAUAAAAUCAUCAUUUCCCUCUAUACUUCACUUCGCAGUGUUUUCUGGAUCUAUCAAUGUCGUUAAAGAACUAUUGGAAAACAAAUGGUACUCUGGCUUGGUGACAUCAGAACCAUAUGGAUGGUCUUUACUGCGCGAUGCAGCGAGGAACGGAGACUCGGAUAUGGUCGCUGUUUUAUUCAGUGCAGGUGCUUCUGUGAAUAGCAGCAGCGAACUCUGUACACAGAAAUACACCAGAUCAUAUGAUGGCUUGGACUUCGGCCUCGAAUACAGACUCCCUAAUUAUCGGAGCGAUCCCGAAUACAAACUCCCUACGUAUCAGAUUGAAGACGAAGAGAAAGUAUUCUAUGGUAUCGAGCUCGCUCCUUCCACAGCUCUCAUGGCUGCCGUUGAAACAGGACAUGUCGAAGUAGUUCAACUACUAAUAGACCACCAUGUAGAUAUCCAUACAAAGACCCAUGGUAACCAUGGCUCUUUUGCGUUGGAGUCAGCUGAGGUUCUCGGCCACCGAGAUAUUGCCAAUACUCUCGUUCAAUGUGGAGCUUCAACGAGAAUCGAGGACUGGAAUUGA